Molecule: messenger RNA, 2655 nt
Organism: Ochotona curzoniae (black-lipped pika)
Lineage: Eukaryota; Metazoa; Chordata; Mammalia; Lagomorpha; Ochotonidae
Product: zinc finger protein 271-like
Exons: 5
Coding region: 1-2655 (884 amino acids)
Biological process (GO): regulation of transcription by RNA polymerase II
Cellular component (GO): nucleus
Molecular function (GO): DNA-binding transcription activator activity, RNA polymerase II-specific; RNA polymerase II cis-regulatory region sequence-specific DNA binding
Source: RefSeq, a predicted model, not a curated record
AUGACAAAGCCUGAUGUGAUCCUCAAGUUGGAGCAGGAAUCAGCACCAGAGAUGGUGGAAAAAUCUGUCAACCAGGGACUUUCAGAUGCCUACAGAAAGAAUGAGCUGCUUGGAGCUAAUCAGAAAAGUCAAGAAAUAUUCCUCAGGAAGCCUAAUGAAAUGCUAUUUUGGAAAAAGCAUGCUUCUAAUGUCCCCGAGAAUAGCCUCCAGAGUGAAGAAAGUCUCACUCAGCAGGACAAGACAGACAUUUGUCUAAAGUCUUUUGAACAUGAUGGGAAAGAAAAAGCGUUCAGUGGGAAGAAGAUAUCCCUUAUGUGUGGGCCAGUUUAUACUAAAGAGCCAUGUAAUCAGCAACCUGUCAAUGUGGGAGAAACAGUUCAGGUUGAGAAGACAAUGUUCCACAACAAUCAUUUUGGCAAGAAUCAGGAAACACAAUCAAGAGGGAGACUCCAUGGACAUUGCAAGAAUGAGAAAUCUCUUAUGUAUAAAACAAAUGUCAACACAAAUCAGAUAAGCCAGACAGCAAAAAGUUACUAUAAGUGCAGCUACUGUACAAAAUCUUUUAGUUGUAAAUCUUGCCUUUCCACCAAGCAGAGAACUGACACAGGAGAACGUUUCUAUGUGUGUAAUGAAUGUAAAGAAAACAUGUACCAGAAGUCAGAACUUAGAAGAGAUCAGAUCCUUCUCACUGAAGAGAAGCGAUAUGAAUGCAAUAAGUCUGGAGAAGCUUUUGAUGAGCAAUUGUUUAUCAAGAGACCUGAGAGAAUUCACACAGGGAGGAAAACUUAUGAAUGUAGAGACUGUGGAAAAGCUUUUUCUCAGAAGUCACACCUAACCCAGCAUCAAAGAAUUCACACAGGGGAAAAACCUUAUGAGUGUCGUGAGUGUGGAAAAGCUUUUUCUGUGAAGUCACACCUAAUCGAGCAUCAGAGAAUUCACACAGGGGAAAAACCUUAUGAGUGUCGUGAGUGUGGAAAAGCUUUCUCUAAAAAAUCACACCUAAUCAGGCAUCAACGAAUCCACACAGGGGAAAAAUCUUAUGAAUGUGCUGAGUGUGGAAAAACUUAUGCCAGACACUCAGGUCUGACUGUACAUCAGAGACUCCACACCAGGGAAAAACCUUAUGAAUGUAGUGAGUGUAGAAAAGCAUUUUCUGUGAAGUCACACCUAAUCAUACAUCAGAGAAUCCACACUGGAGAAAGACCUUAUGGAUGUACCCAGUGUGGAAAAACUUUUUCCCACCAGUCACGUCUCAUAACACAUCAGAGAAUCCACACAGGGGAAAAACCAUAUGAAUGUAGUGAAUGUGGAAAAUCUUUUAUCCAAAGCUCAUGUCUCAGAACACAUAAAAGAAUCCACACAGGGGAAAAACCUUAUCAAUGUAGCCAGUGUGGGAAAGCAUUUGCUUACAGGUCAUAUCUCAUAACUCAUAAGAGAAUCCACACAGGGGUAAGACCUUAUGAAUGUAGCCAGUGUGGAAAAGCUUUUACCCAAAAGUCAAGUCUUACAACACAUCAAAGAAUCCACACAAGAGAAAAACCAUAUGAAUGUAGUAAGUGCGGAAAAGUUUUUGGGAUGAAAUCUGAUCUUAAAGUAAAUCAGAUAACCCAAACAGCAAAAAGUCACUAUAUGUGCUGCUACUGUGAAAACAUUUUUAGCAGUAAGUCUUGCAUUAAGAUCAAGCAGAGAAUUGACACAGGAGAAAAUUACUAUGUGUGCAAUGAAUGUGAAGACGUUUUUUACAAGCAGUCACAACUCACAGGAGAUCAGAUCGUAAACACUGCAGAGAAGCCAUAUGAAUGCAGUGAACUUGAAAAAGCCAUUUACCAGCAGUUAUCUCUCAUUACAUAUCAGAGAAUUAACACAGGGGAAAAACCUUAUGGAUGUACUGAGUGUGGAAAAACGUUUUCUCGUAAGUCAAACUUGAUCAUGCAUUGGAGAAUCCACACUGGCGAAAAACCUUAUGAAUGUGGUGAAUGCGGGCGAACCUUUGCCAAACAGUCAGGUCUCAUUGUACAUCAGAGAACCCACACUGGGGAAAAACCUUAUGAAUGUAAUGAGUGUGGAAAAGCAUUUAUGAGCCAGUCAGACCUCAUAAGACAUCAACGAACCCACACAGGGGAGAAACCUUAUGAGUGUAUUGAGUGUAGAAAAGCUUUUUCUCAGAAAUAUCAGCUAAGUUUACAUCAUAGAAUCCACACUGGGGAAAAACCUUAUGAAUGCAGUGAGUGUGGAAAAGCCUUUAGAUGCCAGUCAGAUCUCUUUCGACAUCACAUAAUCCACACUGGGGAAAAACCUUAUCAAUGUAAUGAGUGUGAAAAGGCCUUUAACAAUCAGUCAGGUCUCAUUAGACAUCGGAGAACCCACACAGGGGAAAAACCUUAUGAAUGUAACGAGUGUCAAAGAGCCUUUUCCAACCAGGCAGAUCUCAUUAAACAUCAUAGAACCCACACAGGGGAAAGACCUUAUGAAUGUAAUGAGUGUGGAAAAGCCUUUACCAACCAGUCAGGUCUCGCUAGACAUCGGAGAACCCACAGAAGGGAAAAACCUUAUAAAUGUAGUGAAUGUCAGAAAGCCUUUGCCAGCCAGUCAGGUCUCAUUGGACAUCAGAGAGUCCACACUGAGAAAACCCUUAUGAAUAUAGUGAAUAUGUAA